GGCUCGCCGGCGGAGCGGCGCGGCCGAGGGGGAGGCAGAAGUUAACUUCCACCUGCCCUGAAGCCGCCGCUGCGCCGGCAGGAGGAGGCGGAGGCGGGGGCGGAGGCAGGCGGGGCAGCCGAGGACCCGGCUCUGGCAGGCUCCGAGGGUCCGGCCGGGUGUAAUUUCCCCCUAAUCCCCGCCACGGCGGCGCUUCCCUGGCCGAGCCAUGUCUGCGGCUUCCCCGCCAUGCCGAGCCUAGCGGGGAGCGGGAGGACUGGCGGCCGGGAGGCGCACAAAAUGAAGACCCUGAUGCGCCACGGGCUGGCCGUCUGCUUGGCGCUCACCACCAUGUGCACCAGCUUGUUGCUCAUGUACGGCGGCAUCGGCGGCGGCGGGGGCCACCCGGAGCCGCGGCGGCGGCAGCAGCAGCAGGUGGCGGCGGUGCCCAGCCGCCCGCCGGGACACGGCCAGCACCACCCGGCGCUCCCCGUCGGGGCUGGCCUACUGGAGGGCUACAUCAGCGUCCUGGAGCACAAGCCUUUAAAAAUGCACUGCAAGAGUUGUGCGUUGGUAACCAGCUCUGGACACCUUCUGGGAAGUAAACAAGGUGACAGAAUCGACGAGACAGAGUGUGUAAUACGAAUGAAUGAUGCACCUACUCGAGGUUAUGGAAAAGAUGUUGGAAACAAAACAAGCCUUCGAGUCAUUGCACACUCCAGUAUUCAGAGGAUUUUGCGAAAUCGCAACGAACUCUUAAAUAUGAGCCGCGGUGCUGUGUUUAUCUUCUGGGGUCCUAGCAGCUACAUGAGGAGAGAUGGUAAAGGCUUGGUGUAUAAUAACCUGCAGCUGAUGAAUCAGAUACUGCCUCAAUUAAAAGCGUAUAUGAUUUCUCGCCACAAGAUGCUUCAAUUUGAUGACCUUUUUAAACGGGAAACUGGGAAAGACAGGAAGAUAUCCAACACUUGGCUUAGCACGGGCUGGUUCACAAUGACUAUCGCAUUAGAGCUCUGUGACAGGAUAAAUGUUUAUGGCAUGGUGCCACCGGAUUUCUGCAGGGAUCCUAAUCAUCUUUCAGUACCUUAUCAUUAUUAUGAACCUUUGGGACCUGAUGAAUGCACAAUGUACAUUUCACACGAGCGGGGACGAAAGGGCAGUCAUCAUCGUUUCAUCACAGAGAAACGAGUGUUUGAGAACUGGGCACGGACAUUCAAUAUUCACUUUUUCCAACCAGACUGGAAACCAGAACCACUCACUGUAAAUCACCCUGAGAUUAAACCGGUGGUCUGAGGGAUGAAUGCACAAGACCGCAAUCACAGUCACCUACUGUAUCAGCCUUCGGGUGUUGGACCUCCUGGGACAGCAAGACAACCUAGAGGAGGAGGGUAACAGGAUUUGCAGCUGAUAACUGCAGCAACAGUCAGGAAGUUAUGAUGAAGGAGCAGAGCAUAUCAAGAGUACUUUCUGUCGAACUGUGCAUUAAUCCAGUAUAUAGCCUUUUUUGGCCAUCUGACUUCCUGUAUGUGUAUGUGAUUUGUGAAUAACAACUUGAGUAUCAUUAAUGGAUGGUUAAUUCAUUAUGGUUUUUUAAAGUACAAUGCCACUGAAUUUUCAUAGUGAAAACUUACAGUAUUUAUUUAAUGGAGGUUUUUAUGCAACCUAGGCCAGUAUUUUUCUAAUUCACAGUUACGUGGCUGUUUAUCUUUCAUAAUCUUUCAAAUCCAAAAUUAAUAUUGCUGAUGGUUUGGAAGGCCUAGCUUUUUAUUUAUAAAAUUUGUUUGAAAAAUAUGAUUCUAUAUAGCAUGUAAUUAAUAUUUGAUCUGAAAAUGUUGCAUUUCUUCUAAAAAUUGUGGGCUCCAUUCCAGUAUAAAGCCUUUAACAGCAGGAAUGGUCCCAUGUGCAGAUCUAGCUAACUUUACAUUCUGACAUCUCACGUUAAUAUGAAAAUGGUAGUGAAAAUUCUGUUUGAUAUUAAUGUGCAUUUGCUGCUGUGCUCUCAAGCUGCUGUUUUUUAAUUAGGGGUGGAAGGAAGGAGGGCAAAGUUUAUCAAAAAAAAUCACUGGCUAUAGCAGCAUGCUUUUCAGUGAAGAGACCAGGCUCAGGCUGGAGGGGUUGUGUUUUGGUUUGCCUCUUGCAGUCCUGCAAGAGGCUGAAGGAGCAGCCCUCCUGAGGCAACAGACUACAAACCAGGCAACAACUGCUUCAAAUAACAUGACCAAAUUUCUGAAAUCAAAAAGUUAAACUACCAGGUACUACAAUACCAGCCAUACUAGCCAAAAAGAUUACAACACUGCACCUGCAAAAAUCUCUGCCUUCCACUGUUCCAAGAUCAUCACUGAGCUCAGAGAUCCUGGAUCACAUUGAAGUUGGGAUGGGAAAAGAGUUCCACCAGUACAAAAUUGUCCCCUUGAAAAAAGCAGAGUUACACUUGGCAUUUUUUUUCGUGAAGUACACGUGCACGGCGAGUCCCUGUGAACAAAGGGGAUGUACAAUGCUAGUGCCAUAUAUGGAACCUCACAGUGUGAAUUACUGCGUUACAUUUGGCUUGUGAAUAAAGAAGAUUUCAGUUACGGUAUUAUUUUUCCUUUUGCCUCACAAAUACUAAAUCUCCAAUUUCUUCAAAGUAAACAGUAAGAAUAACUAUUGCAUGAAACAUUAUACCUCAGGUGACGAAAGGUGUCUCUCAUUAGACAAAUACUAAAGCUAUAACAAAGAUAUUACCUUAAAACAUCUUAAAUCAAAGAAGCUGAACCUCAGAGGCGAUACGUAGAACUGGGACCAAACUUACUAUCAUUUAAACCCACGUAUGACCCACAGUCUUCCUCUUUCCCAAACUGGAUAGCAAUAGCUGCAGCUGCCCUACAGAUACCCUGAUUCUCUGGGGACAAAGCGAACUGCCCUGUCAGGGGCAAAACAGUGUUACCCCUGUAACACUGCCUGGACCUGAAGAGCAGGCCUCCAAGAGCCACGCUCCUUGCUGCAGCCCUCCCCACUAUCGAAGAGCAAGAAACUAUAACCCAUUUUGCCUUAAAAGCUUUCUUUUGGUGUUCUUCCUGGCACACACACUCGGCAUACAAACUGAAUGCAAAGCUCUACUAUUGCCAAAUGCUUGUAACCUGUCUCUUGUCAGCCGGUGUUUAACUCUCCCUCUGUCACUGAUUGUGUUUUAUUCCUUCCACUUGAUUUCACAACAUUCUACAAAAAACACACUGGAUUUUGAACUAAUGGUAAUUUGACCCUCUCAGCAUGUGUACUGGGGCGUGUAUCCAGCAUAUAUUGCUCAAAUUGAUGAACUCUGUCAAACUGAUUUACAGAUUAUUUCUAAUGUGACUGCAAGAGAUGGUACAGAUCACAGUAGGUCCUCUGAUGCCACCAUCCUUUUGUUAUUAGUGGUAUGAUAAUAAAAAGAUCUUGUCAUUCUAAAA
Messenger RNA from Harpia harpyja (harpy eagle), 3404 nucleotides. RefSeq names its product ST6 N-acetylgalactosaminide alpha-2,6-sialyltransferase 5 (gene ST6GALNAC5). Gene Ontology annotation, molecular function: alpha-N-acetylgalactosaminide alpha-2,6-sialyltransferase activity. The transcript is spliced from 5 exons. Gene Ontology annotation, biological process: ganglioside biosynthetic process; oligosaccharide metabolic process. The record is from RefSeq and is a predicted model, not a curated record. Lineage: Eukaryota; Metazoa; Chordata; Aves; Accipitriformes; Accipitridae. Bases 229 to 1269 code for a protein of 346 amino acids.